UCCGCUGAUUAUCUAACUAAAUGUCUCCCCAAAGUCAAAUUUCAUCCUCAUAUUAUUCAUUAAUUCUCUACUAGGUUCUACCAUGAAUUCCGACAUGGACCCCAACGACGAUGUUCCCGAUCCCAGUCCCAGAAUCUUCGACCGUUAUGCCUCCUCCUCAGACGACGAUUCGCAGUCACCCUACCCUUCCCUCCACUCCACCAACCGACGCCUCGACUACAUGAUCCAAUUCCUUGACCGCAAUCUUCAACCGCAACAGCCCUCUCGUCACAAGUCGUCACUUCCCGAAUUCGUCGCUAAAGGCGGCGGCCAAGGCAUUUUCACGCUGCCUGAUCGGAAACCCCUCCACCCUAAUCGGCCUCCCCACCUCGAGGUUCGACCGCACCCACUCAGGGAGUCCCAAUUCGGUCGAUUUCUGAAAACGAUCAUCUGCACCGACCGGCAACUUUGGGCGGGCAGCGAGAGCGGGGCGGUUAGGGUUUGGGAAUUGAAGGAUUUGUAUGAGGAAGGUGAGGAGGAAGAGGCGACGCCGUUUAAGGAAUCAUCGGCGAUAUUAUCUAAUGGGAACGGCAACGGAAACGGUAAAGGGAAUGGGAAUACAAAUGCAGCGGUGAUUUCUAUGGUGGGGGAUGAGGGGAAUGGAGUCGUUUGGAGUGGGCAUAGGGAUGGGAAGAUCAGAGGGUGGAAGAUAGAUUGUGAGAGUGGUGGGUUUAAGGAAGGGUGGUGUUGGCAGGCUCAUCGUGGCGCAGUGCUGUCCAUGGUUUUCUCUUGUUAUGGGGAUUUGUGGUCUGGUUCAGAAGGGGGUAAUAUCAGGAUUUGGCCAUGGGAAGAUAUUCAAAAUGCACUCUCUUUGACAGUGGAAGAACGGCAUAAGGCUUCUUUGUUAAUGGGGAGAUCAUUUAUUGAUCUUAGGAGUCAAGUCGCUGUAAAUGGCUUCAGUUCUAUAUUAAGUUCAGAUAUCAAGUGCCUUCUGUCUGAUAAUAUUCGAGCUAAAGUUUGGAGUUCUGGUUAUCUUUCCUUUGCAUUGUGGGAUGCUAGGACGAGGGAGUUACUCAAAGUUUUUAACAUUGAUGGUCAAAUUGAAAAUAAAGCAGAUUUGUCAUUAGUUCCAGAUUUUGCUAUGGAAGAUGAGAUAAAGAUGAAGAUUGUUGCAAGUUCAAAGAAGGAAAAAAAUCAAAGUUCCUUUGGUUUCUUUCAGCAGUCACGGAAUGUUAUCAUGGGAGCAGCUGAUGCUGUUCGCCGAGUUGCAGCAAAAGGGGGCUUUCUUGAUGAUAGCCGGAGGAUUGAAGCACUCACUAUAACUAUUGAUGGGAUGAUUUGGGUUGGCUGCGCAAAUGGCUUGCUUAUCCAGUGGGAUGGAAAUGGAAACCGUAUUCAAGAUAUUCAGCCUCAUCCUUCUGCUGUUCUAUGCUUAUGCAGUUUUGGAUCAAAAAUAUGGGCUGGUUAUGCGAGUGGUAUUGUUCAUGCACUGGACCUUGAUGGUAAUAAGGUUGGAGAAUGGGUUGCUCACAGCAGUUCUGUACUGAGGAUGGCCAUUGGUGCUGGUAAUAUUUACACCCUGGCUAAGCAUGGUGGCAUACGUGGAUGGAGUAUCACAUCCCCUGGAACUCUUGAUAGCAUAUUGUAUUCAGAAUUGACUGCAAAAGGAUUUCUAUAUACAAGGAUAGAAAAUUUAACCAUAUUAACUGGUACAUGGAACGUUGGGCAGGGGCGAGCAUCUAAGAACUCGCUUGAAUCUUGGUUACGUUCUUCUGUUUCAGACGUUGGAAUCAUUGUUAUUGGAUUGCAAGAAGUUGAGAUGGGUGCAGGUUUUCUUGCAAUGUCUGCAGUAAGAGAAUCGGUAGGGUGUGACGGGAGUGCUAUUGGACAGUGGUGGUUGGAUAUGAUAGAUGAUACAUUGCAUGAUAUGAUGGAAAGAAAUUCACAGGAUGUGAUGAGAAAACAAUCGCAUCAGUGUAGAAGAUUUCAACGUGUUGGAUCCAGGCAGUUGGCAGGCAUGCUUAUUGCUGUUUGGGUUAAGGAUAAUCUUAAACCAUAUGUUGGGGAUAUCGAUGCUGCUGCAGUCCCUUGUGGCUUUGGGCGUGCGAUUGGUAACAAGGGAGCUGUUGGUUUAAAACUAAGAGUGUAUGACAGGAUUUUUUGCUUUGUUAAUUGUCACUUUGCUGCUCAUUUGGAAGCUGUUGGUCGCCGCAAUGCUGAUUUUGACCAUGUAUAUCGUACAAUGUCAUUUAGUCGACCAUCUAAUCUCUUCAAUGGUGGUGCUGGUAUGGUGUUGUACCCGUUAUUGUGUUGCACGCUUGCCUGCUCAAUAUAUUUAUUUUGGCAUGUUUAUAGAUCUAGCUUGCCAUUGGUCCUUUCUAUUGCAGCUGGUGCUUCGUCGGCUGUUCAAAUGGUUCGUGGAGCUAAUGCUAUGGGUACCCAGUCUGUUGAAGGAAUGCCUGAAUUAUCUGAGGCAGACAUGGUUGUAUUUCUCGGUGAUUUUAAUUAUCGGCUUGAUGAUGUGUCAUAUGAUGAAGCUAGAGAUUUUAUAUCUCAAAGAUGCUUUGAUUGGCUUAGAGAAAGGGAUCAACUUCGAGCAGAGAUGGGAGCUGGAAAUGUUUUCCAGGGAAUGCGGGAAGCGGUUAUUACUUUUGCUCCCACAUACAAAUUUGAUAAACAUGUUACUGGUUUAUCAGGUUACGAUUCUGGUGAAAAGAAGUGCAUUCCUGCCUGGUGCGACAGAAUCUUAUACCGUGAUAGUCGACGAACUUUGGGAUCUGAAUGCAGUUUAGAGUGUCCUGUUGUAUCUUCAGUAUCACAGUAUGAAUCUUGCAUGGAUGUGACGGACAGCGAUCACAAGCCUGUCAUUUGCAUAUUUUCUGUUGAAAUUGCUCAUAUUGAUGAGUCAGUAAGGAGACAAGAAUUUGAAGAUAUUGUGAGAUCAAAUGAGGAAGUUAGAUCCAAGCUUCAAGAAUUAUGUAAAAUUCCAGAAACUGUUGUCAGCACUAACAAUAUACUCCUCCAAAACCAGGACACAACAAUUUUGCGCAUUACAAAUAAAUGUACAGAAAGCGCUGCUUUGUUCGAAAUAGUUUGUCAAGGUGAAUCUACUAUAAAGGGUGAUGGGCAGACAUCAUAUCAUCAUCCAAGAGGUUCCUUUGGCCUUCCCCGGUGGCUUCAGGUUACUCCAGCUGGUGGCAUAAUUGAACCAGACCAUGUAGCAGAGGUAUCAAUUCAUCUCGAGGCAUUCCACACUCGGGAAGAGUUUGUCAAUGGUUUUCCACAAAACUGGUCGUGUGAAGACGACAGAGAUAAGGAAGCUAUAUUGGUGGUUAAAGUUCAUGGAAGGUAUUCAAUGGAGAGAAAGAAUCAUCGGAUCCGUGUUCGUCACUGUUGUUCAGCCAAAAAGAUUGAUCCUAAGCCUAGGGAUUCUGUACAAGUUCAAGGAAAUCUCCUCCACCGUUCUGAUUAUCAAAGGCUUAGUGUUUCCUACGAUGUGGUCAAUCAUCUCCGGAAUUUGCAGAGUCCAUAAAGUACCGCUGGUAAGUAGUCCACAAAAUCACAUGCCAUCACUGCUUGACGUGGUUGAUAAAGCAGCGUACCAAAAAUGUCCAGAACUCCCCCCCCCCCAACCCCCGGGAGUGAUUUUCUUAUUUUGUGUGAAUAUAAUUUUUAUGGAGUUAAGCUGGUGCCCAAUUUUUAUAAUGUCA
Molecule: messenger RNA, 3689 nt
Organism: Hibiscus syriacus
Lineage: Eukaryota; Viridiplantae; Streptophyta; Magnoliopsida; Malvales; Malvaceae
Product: type II inositol polyphosphate 5-phosphatase 15-like
Exons: 11
Coding region: 83-3511 (1142 amino acids)
Biological process (GO): phosphatidylinositol dephosphorylation
Molecular function (GO): phosphatase activity; protein binding
Source: RefSeq, a predicted model, not a curated record